Cutaneotrichosporon cavernicola is the source of this 2286-nucleotide messenger RNA. RefSeq lists its product as uncharacterized. Lineage: Eukaryota; Fungi; Basidiomycota; Tremellomycetes; Trichosporonales; Trichosporonaceae. The record is from RefSeq and is a predicted model, not a curated record. The transcript has a single exon. The coding region runs from base 1 to 2286 and encodes 761 amino acids. Gene Ontology annotation, biological process: fungal-type cell wall biogenesis; transmembrane transport. Gene Ontology annotation, cellular component: membrane.
AUGCGCCCGUCCACACUGCUAGUGGCGGCAACCUGCCUACUACCCACCGCCUACUCGCUGCCCUCCUCCCUCUUCUCCCUCCCAACGAUCGAUGCACAACGAGCUGCUGGGCCGCCAGGCAACGGCUCCGAUCCUGGCGAGGCACUCUACACCAACGCAGUGACGUACUGCGCCGAGGCCAAGGCCGUCCUCGUCGACCAGUUCGCCAUUGCCUACUGGCGGGCCAACAACUCGGUGACAUUCGCAUUCAGCUUUGCGUCAAUCCAGUCCAACCUCAAUGUCUCCGCGUCACUCUACUUGAACGCCUACGGCAUGGCAAUCUUCGACCAGGAAAUCAACCUCUGCGAGCUCGUGUCGGGUGUGCUCUGCCCUCUCCCCCAGGUCAACUUCACAGGCUUUGGCACCUAUCCGCUGCCUGAUGGUAUCCAGUCGCAGAUCCCAGCGCUGGCAUGGACAGUACCCAACCUCGAGGCCUACGCUCGGGUCGAGCUGAUCGACGUCGCUACCAACGAGACGGCUGCGUGUCUCCAGGCCACCCUGUCGAACGGGUGGAGCACACAGUACAAGGGCGUCAAGUGGGGCACGGGCAUGUUUACGCUCGCGUACGGCCUCGUGGGUCUCGCACACGCCGCCGUCGUCAACUCAAUCUCACCCGCCAUUUACCGCUGGUUUGACCUGCUCACGUUGUUCCAGACGGCUGCAGCUGCGGGUCUCAUGCAUCUCAACUACCCCCUCGUCUUUUCCAACUUUGUGCAGAACUUCCACUGGUCGCUCGGUCUGUUCUACAACCAGCCGAUGCAGUCGAUGAUCACAACCAUGCGCAACAACACGGGUGGAAAGAUGCCCGGCGACGCAUACUCGGAGGUGCAGUAUAUCAACCGCCGCCAAUCGCCGUACAACGUGCAGUUUGCGGUCAAUGGUGGGGUCGACCUCACAAACGUCCUUGCCGACGCGACUGGCAUGCCCAGCUUCAUCUCGACUCUCAAGACCGACCAUCCCUACGUUUCUGACACGCUCGCAGAUACGCUGGUCAAGCGGGAGAAGAUUCCUUCCACCAUCGACCAGGAGUUCAUGUCCAACACGACAACCGGUAUCCCCGUGUUCACCAACUCGAUGGGCGUGACGCAAGCGAACGCGUACACGACGGUCUUCUUCUUCUUCCUCGCGUUCCUCGCCAUCUUCAUCGCGUUCCAUGUCGUCUUCGGGGCGAUCACCUGGAUCUUCUCCCGCGGCCGCAAGAUCGGGUGGGCGACACGCCUCCGCGACACAUGGUGGGACUUCUGCGCGGCCAACGGUCUGCGCUCCUGCCUCGUCUUCUUCUUCCCAAUCUUUAUCUUCGGUUUCUACCAGUGGCAGAUUGGGCGCCGUGACUCGGGUCUGACGAUCUUCCUCGCCGUUCUCGGCGUGCUCCUCGUCUUUGCACCUCUCCUCACGGUCUUCGUCCUGUCCAUCUUACACGCUCGCAGGAUCCGUACCGAGGCCAAUAUCUCUCCCCUAUAUACCGACUACCACUUCUACCACGCGGUGGGUGACGCCACCUACCGCCAGUUCCGCCAGAAGUACCACUUCUGGUGGUUCGCCCCGGUGCUCCUCGGCAUGAUCAUCAAGGCCGGCUUCAUUGGCUUCGGGCAGGCCAAUGCGUGGGCGCAGGUCAUCGGCUGUAUCGCCGUCGAGGGCCUGACGCUCAUCGCACAGCUCCUUUUCCGGCCUCACAAGGACAGGAAGGGCGACUGGCUAGGCGCCUUCCUCACCCUCAUGCGCAUGAUCUACUUUGGCCUCCUCAUCGCCUUCAUCGAGGGUAUGCACGUCAAGCCCAUCCCCCGUACCGCGAUUGGCAUCGUGCAGAUCGCGGUUGUGGGCAUCCCCACCGUGCUCCUACUGUUCGGGCUAUUCUUCAACGCGUUCUACGGCCUCCUUUGGCGUCGCAAGAAGGCGCGUGUUGAGGACGGCACCGCUCUCCAGCUCAACUCGCCAAUCAAAGAUAAGACGCAGAGCGAGGAAGACAGCACGAUGCAGUCGCUCAGCCCAGCGGCAUACGGGCCCGGCAGGAACGAGGGGUAUGGCGGCGCAGGCAUGUACCCUGCAACGUCGGAGCAUGCGCAGAACGCAUAUGACAGCGCUGCGGCAGGUCGCGGCGGCCUCCAAAACCCGUACGAUCCUCCCGGCAGAGUCUCCGAAGAUUACACACCAUACCACGAUAGCUACCACCAGAACUACCCAGCUGGCGCGUCAGGCGACCACAACAACAACAACAACUGGCGCCAAUCAUACACACACACACGUUAA